Messenger RNA from Xenopus tropicalis (tropical clawed frog), 2649 nucleotides. RefSeq names its product VPS26 retromer complex component B (gene vps26b). Gene Ontology annotation, cellular component: endosome; membrane; cytosol. NCBI's taxonomy places the organism in Eukaryota, Metazoa, Chordata, Amphibia, Anura, Pipidae. Gene Ontology annotation, biological process: intracellular protein transport. The record is from RefSeq and is marked provisional.
AGGUAGCAAAGGCCGGGAGCUACAGAAUUAUUAGCUAAGAUUAUCCAGGCAUUAUCUUCCCGAGAUCUCUGCUUGUGUUCCUCGCUCUGCCGUAGCGGCUACGAAGAGUUCGCUGCGUCUCUUCUCUGCCUGAGCCUCCGCAAUGAGCUUCUUUGGCUUUGGGCCGGCCGCGGAGCUGGACAUUGCUCUGACAGAUGGGGAGAGCCGCCGCCGGGUGGAGCAUAAGACUGAGGAUGGCAAGAAAGAGAAGUACUUUCUGUUUUAUGAUGGGGAAACAGUGUCCGGCCGAGUCACCGUCAAUCUUCGAAACCCGGGCAAAAGGCUGGAGCACCAGGGGCUGAAAAUAGAGUUCAUAGGGCAAAUCGAGUUGUAUUAUGAUCGUGGAAAUCACCAUGAGUUUGUAUCUUUAGUGAAGGAUUUGGCGCGACCUGGAGAGAUUUCUCAGUCUCAGAGCUUUGACUUUGAAUUUACCCAUGUGGAAAAGCCCUAUGAAUCAUAUACUGGGCAGAAUGUUAAAUUAAGAUAUUUCUUGCGUGCUACUCUCAGUCGUCGUCUUAAUGAUGUUGUGAAGGAAAUGGAUAUUGUUGUUCAUACCCUAAGCACUUACCCUGAGCUGAAUUCUUCAAUCAAGAUGGAAGUUGGCAUUGAGGAUUGUCUUCACAUUGAGUUUGAGUACAACAAGUCCAAAUAUCACCUCAAAGAUGUCAUUGUGGGAAAAAUUUAUUUCCUCCUUGUACGAAUCAAGAUUAAGCACAUGGAAAUAGAUAUAAUUAAGCGAGAAACUACAGGAACAGGACCAAAUGUUUACCACGAAAAUGACACAAUUGCCAAGUAUGAGAUCAUGGAUGGUGCACCAGUGAGAGGGGAAUCUAUUCCUAUCCGACUAUUCUUAGCAGGUUAUGAACUAACCCCAACUAUGAGGGACAUCAAUAAGAAGUUCAGCGUGCGCUAUUACCUCAACUUGGUGCUGAUAGAUGAGGAGGAAAGGCGUUAUUUCAAACAGCAGGAGGUUGUGUUAUGGCGAAAAGGUGACAUUGUAAGAAAGAGUAUGUCCCACCAAGCAGCCAUUGCCUCUCAGCGAUUUGAGGGAACAAGUCAUCCAGAGACUAGACCACAACACAGCGGAGCUGCUGCAGUUGAACAAGAGCAGGAGUGACAUUUUGUCCUGAAACUGCCAGGUCUCACUGAUCAGAUUUGACUGGACCUCUCCUAUUCCACUAUCACAACCCAGUGCUAACACCUUGGCACAGACUAUCAGUGGGUUAUUGCUGGCAAAGGGGUGAGACCAGCCUCAUAUACCAAGCAAGGCAAAUCCUCUCUUUUGGGCUGCUAUUUUACAUUCAGCAAAUGGGGACAGGGAGUGGAGUAUUUGUCCAUUCACAUUUUAGUUGAUAUUUUUAUGCUUUCAUUGCCAUAUUAGUUUAUUAGGCUAUCAGCCUUAAAAGCCCACAAUUUUAGACGUUGGUCAAUUGGGAUAGCAGCAGAUAACAGUAUUUUAAAUCAGCAUCUUUACAAAUGAGACAUGCCCUCUUAGCUUCUGUUUUACAUGUUUUAGGAAAGCACCCUAUAUGCCAGUUCUGACCACUCUGGGGCAGCAACAGUAUAAAUGACCUGAUUUCCUUUAAAAAUAUUAUAUAACAUUUCACUUAAAUUGGCUUCACCAAAAUACUGUGUGUUUUCAUUAACAGUAUUCCAAAUCAUUCUGUAAAAUUUAAUAUUUGAGAACCAAAAUCAAAAUAGUAUUUUGUUAGGCAGGCCUGUUGUCAAGGAAGUAGAAUAUUGGGGGAAACAAUGUGAGAUAAUAUAUUUUUAAUAGCUUAUUUUAAAACAAACAAAAAAUACUUUCCUUUUAAUUUACUUUUAAAUCCCCUAAAAUUUAGAAGCCCUGUUGACUGUUGCAGUUUACUGUAAAAUGGCCUGUAAAAUGGUUACAGCUACUGCCCAGCAGAUGCCUGAGAUGUGCUACACUAUAAUAGCCAUCAUAAAUACCAUGAUAAAAUUCAUGGUAUGUUAGUAGUACAUUUUCAAAAUAUGUUUGUUAAAGCAACAAACCAGCAUCCCACAAUCAGUUACAAUUUGGCUCCAGUUUUCUGUGAAUUGUAUUGAGUCAGCCUUGUUUUUUUAAUCAUUGAAAAUGAUGAGUGAUCAAAUGGAUAUUUCAAAAUGUUUUUACCUACAGUGUAUUGCACAGUACUUUAAAUUAUGUACCAUGCACCAAUAUACAAAUUAAAACAUAUAUAUGCUAAUGUGAAAUGGGUGGGUUCAGAUAACAAAGAAAUUAGCACUUUUUCCAUAUUCCCACUUACUCUGAUUUUUAUUUACAUCACAAGCAACCAACCCCACCAUCUCUAAAAAGAAAUAUUUAUUAAAUGGUCCACACUUUAAAAUUGUGUGCCUCCUUAUAUAAUGCUAAAGUGUUAGCUCUCUGGAGCAGUGCCUGCAUCGUUUUAUAGAGCACUGCAUGUUAGUAGUGCUCAGAACUCCAAAUCAAUUUCCAUAAUUUAGUGAUAAGCUCUUCACUAUAGCCAUGACUGAACUUCACAUUAUCAUUCCAGCUGCAGUGUUUUUCAUGUGUUUGUGUUUUAAAUGUCAGUUUUAUGUUGGUUUUAUUAGUAUCAGAUUAAAAAAUAUUCUCAGUAAACUACUAAA